AUGAACCAUCCGAAGUUUAUUCCAGAAGCUUGCAAGAAUGAACCCAAAACUUCCCUAACUCCAGGCGAAAACAGCCGGUUCCGUGAUCCUCUAGCAUGGACCAAGCUCCGCAAUGCCUGCGUCCCCGCUUGUGUGCCUCUGCCCGAGUGCUGCUUCAGGGAUCCCCCGGUUGGCGAGGUGACUCUACUGUAUGCCUUUCUUCACAUUAGACACAGCUUGAAAUAUUUUGAUAAAAUGAGAUGCUUGCGGAAACGAUCAGCAGUGUCGUUCUUAGGAGUCCUUGUCAUUUGCUUGCUGUUCAUGAACUUGUACAUUGAAGAUGGUUAUGUUUUGGAAGGGGACAAGCAAUUAAUCAGAGAAACAGCCACGCACCAGCUCAACCCAGAGCGCUAUGUUCACACUUUUAAAGAUUUGUCUAAUUUCUCAGGAUCUAUAAACAUUUCCUAUCGCUACCUAGCUGGCACGCCUUUGCCAAGGAAAAGGUAUCUUACAAUUGGGCUAUCCUCUGUGAAACGGAAAAAGGGAAACUACUUGCUUGAGACCAUCAAGUCCAUAUUUGAGCAGUCAAGUUAUGAGGAACUCAAAGAAAUUGCAGUGGUAGUGCAGCUGGCAGAUUUUGACUCAGCCUGGUGUGAAGGGAUGGUCCAGGAUAUUUCACAGAAAUUUGCACAUCACAUAAUUGCGGGCAGAUUAAUAGUUAUUCACGUCCCUGAGGAGUAUUACCCUGUACUGGAUGGCCUCAAGAGAAAUUACAAUGACCCAGAGGACCGUGUGAAGUUUCGAUCCAAACAAAAUGUAGAUUAUGCUUUCCUUCUUAACUUUUGUGCUAAUCUUUCCGACUAUUACGUGAUGCUAGAAGAUGAUGUUCGCUGCUCAAAGAAUUUUUUGACUGCUAUUAAGAAAGUAAUUACCUCACGAGAAGGAUCCUACUGGGUGACUUUGGAAUUCUCCAAACUGGGGUACAUUGGAAAGCUUUACCAUUCCCAUGACCUCCCACGCCUGGCCCAUUUUUUGUUGAUGUUCUACCAAGAAAUGCCUUGCGAUUGGCUGCUCAUCCACUUUCGUGGGCUGUUAGCUCAAAAGGAGGUGAUACGUUUUAAGCCAUCUCUGUUCCAGCACAUGGGAUACUACUCGUCUUACAAAGGAGCUGAAAACAAGCUAAAGGAUGAUGAUUUUGAAGAGGAAUCGUUUGAUAUCCCUGACAACCCACCUGCAAACUUGCACACCAACAUGAAUGUAUUUGAAAACUAUGAGGCAAGCAAGGCUUACAGCAGCGUUGAUGAGUACUUCUGGGGCAAAGCUCCUUCUACUGGCGACUUCUAUGGGAUUGUAUUUGAAAAGCCCAUUAAAAUCAGUAAAAUUAAAGUUGUCACUGGAACUGAAGAUCGGCAAAAUGACAUUUUGCAUCAUGGGGCCCUGGAAGUAGGAGAAAAGAUUGUAGGGAGUAAAAAAGGGAGACAAUGUACUACUUACUUGAGACUAGGGGAAUUCAAAAAUGGGAAUUUUGAAAUAACAGAUGUAGAGCACAAAGUUCUGUUUGAUAUUAACUGCAUGAGAAUACUUGUUACCAAAAGUCAAAAAGAAUGGUUGAUUAUUAGGAGCAUUAGCAUCUGGACUUCUCAAACACCAAAUCAAUAA
Molecule: messenger RNA, 1638 nt
Organism: Gymnogyps californianus (California condor)
Lineage: Eukaryota; Metazoa; Chordata; Aves; Accipitriformes; Cathartidae
Gene: MGAT4C
Product: MGAT4 family member C
Exons: 5
Coding region: 1-1638 (545 amino acids)
Biological process (GO): protein N-linked glycosylation
Molecular function (GO): acetylglucosaminyltransferase activity
Source: RefSeq, a predicted model, not a curated record